This is a messenger RNA of Lytechinus variegatus (green sea urchin), 910 nucleotides long. RefSeq names its product centrin-3. The record is from RefSeq and is a predicted model, not a curated record. Gene Ontology annotation, biological process: spindle pole body duplication. The transcript has 5 exons. Gene Ontology annotation, molecular function: calcium ion binding; microtubule binding. Lineage: Eukaryota; Metazoa; Echinodermata; Echinoidea; Temnopleuroida; Toxopneustidae. The coding region runs from base 78 to 581 and encodes 167 amino acids. Gene Ontology annotation, cellular component: microtubule organizing center.
GAUAUAAUAUGCGCCCUCUAUUAUUAAUGUUGUGUGCAUGAAGUUGUUUUGAAAAUUGAAUUUAAAAAGUACGAAAUAUGAGUUUAUCAUUGAGAUCAGAUUUUGCAGUGGAAAAGCCAAGAAGACGGAAGCGGAGAGAGUUAACAGAAGAACAAAAACAGGAAAUAAAAGAAGCAUUUGAUCUCUUUGACACAGAUAAAGAUAAAGCCAUUGAUUAUCAUGAACUCAAGGUCGCUAUGAAAGCCCUUGGGUUUGAGGUGAAGAAGGCUGAUGUCAAGAAAGUGAUAAAGGAUUAUGACAGAGAGGGAACAGAAAAGAUUACUUUUGAGGAUUUCAAUGAAGUCAUCACAGAUUGGAUGUUGGAGAGAGAUCCUCGUGAUGAAAUCAUGAAAGCUUUCAAGCUCUUUGAUGAUGAUGACUCUGGGAAAAUCAGCAUCAGGAAUCUGAGACGAGUUGCUAGGGAACUGGGAGAAAACAUGACAGAUGACGAACUCAGAGCUAUGAUUGAUGAAUUUGAUCAUGAUGGUGAUGGAGAAAUCAACCAAGAUGAAUUUCUAGCUAUCAUGACAGGAGACACAUGAUCAAACUAGAGCCCAUAAACUCUUCCACAAAACUCUAUGAGGUCACUACAAGUAAUCCUGAAAUAGAAAAUGAAUUUGGAUGUGUAUGUGAGGAGGCUGCUUUAUGGUGAAGGACCAAGAUUUGAUGUCAGAUGCAAUUCCAUGGUUUUGAAACCCAAAGAAAGUUCUUCAACUUCAACUCUUCUGCCUGAGGCUGAGCAAUUCUUUAUGAACGCCAGAUCAUGCAACUUCACAAGUUAUUCAUGAACGUUCUUUAUGGUUCCUGCUGUAACAUCAUACCAAAGACUUUAUAGAAAAUAUUACUCAUAAGUCAUAACUGAAUUGUAAAG